UGUAUAUACAUAGCGGUUGAAAACUUAUAAACGUAUUUGCGAAGUAUACCUACGGCGUAAAACAUAACAUUAUUAUGUUUACUAUUAAUAUAAUUUAACGAAUACUCACGCCAUGUUGAAGAACGUUCUCGGAGUGAAACUGUCAAAUAACUUCAAACGAUUCAAAAUAAAUCCCCAAAAGACUGUCGACGUCGAGUCGAACACCUGUUACUUCCUCGACGUGCCCAACAUCCCAUCCGACUCGUUCCGAUCCGCUUCAAAUUUCCCGACAAUACUCGGCCAGUAUCUGUGUUUGAUACCGAUAUCCCAAGACCGUUUUCGAAUGUACAGCAUAAGGACCGUUCUGUCGGUGCUCGCGCUUGUAUGUCAAAUCAUCAUGACGUUUAUGAGCUUCUGUUGGAUGAAGGAGACCGGCGCCAACAUAUUCAACGGAGGUGUAGUUUUGUUCUUUGGUGGGUCAGCCGUCACUAUGGCGUUGCUCAUUAACUUGUCGACGAACUGGUGCAAUAUCCUAAACAAAUGGGAACAAGUGGAGGGGUACUUUGGCCACCAAAAGAAUUUGAAGAUGAAAUUCACUCUCAUAUCCAUCGUGUGUAUAAUUUUUUCGAUCGUGGAACAUUGGAGCUACUUGUUGACAGGUAUCAUUACGACGAAACGGGAGAAUUCUCACGAAGUGUUCGAAAUUUACGUCUUGAAAAUGUUCCCACAAGUAUUUACUGUAAUUAAAUACAACACAUGGAUAGCUGUGUUGGCUUUGGUCAUCAAUUCCGUGUCGACUCUCACCCUCUGUUUCUCGGACCAAAUCAUCAUCAUGGGCAGUUUAGCGUURGGAAAUUACUUUCAGAUAUUCAACGACCGCAUGAAAACACACAAAGGCAAGAAAUUAACGCCGGAUCAAUGGAAGACAUUGAGAGUGGACUACACGCGGCUGUGCAAUUUGACCAGAUUAUUGAACGACUGCUUUUGUCAUUUGCUGUGCGUGUCUUUGAUAAUACACGUGUACAUUAUAUGUGUAGAAUUGCACCUUGGCAUCUUGUAA
Messenger RNA from Diuraphis noxia (Russian wheat aphid), 1039 nucleotides. Its product is annotated as gustatory receptor for sugar taste 64f-like. Gene Ontology annotation, cellular component: membrane. NCBI's taxonomy places the organism in Eukaryota, Metazoa, Arthropoda, Insecta, Hemiptera, Aphididae. Gene Ontology annotation, molecular function: taste receptor activity. Gene Ontology annotation, biological process: sensory perception of chemical stimulus; detection of chemical stimulus involved in sensory perception of taste. The record is from RefSeq and is a predicted model, not a curated record.